This is a messenger RNA of Candidula unifasciata, 225 nucleotides long. NCBI's taxonomy places the organism in Eukaryota, Metazoa, Mollusca, Gastropoda, Stylommatophora, Geomitridae. The record is from the annotation of a GenBank genome assembly.
ACGUACGUCGGUGGAAUUUACUCGGACCCAUCCUGCAGCUCUACCAAGCUGGACCACAUCGUGCAGAUUGUCGGCUAUGGGACAUCAUCAACGGGCGAGGAUUUCUGGAUCAUCAAGAACUCAUGGGGUGUCAUGUGGGGCGAGAACGGUUACAUGAGGAUCGUCAGAGGCAAGAACAUGUGUGGGAUUGCUCUUGAGGUGUUCUACCCCAUCAACGACCAGUAG